Molecule: messenger RNA, 2969 nt
Organism: Aedes albopictus (Asian tiger mosquito)
Lineage: Eukaryota; Metazoa; Arthropoda; Insecta; Diptera; Culicidae
Exons: 2
Coding region: 1243-2463 (406 amino acids)
Source: RefSeq, a predicted model, not a curated record
UCUCCCAAAAGCUUUGCUCAAAUUUCACCCACCCGCAGAGAGUCUCUCCCGGAAAGCUCGCUCCCGCAUGGGGUCCAAAACACGUGCGCGAGCGCAUCUCUCUGCGCGCGCGUCAAGUGGAUUUGCAGCACCGACCGACGUCGACUACGACGACGACGACGAUCGCUGACCAACAACGCCGGUCCGCACAGCGAUGGAGCCAGUGGAAAACCUGUUCGCUCAGUUUCCAACCGACGGCCAACCGAAUCGCAUCGCGACCGAAAGUCUACGCUACGUGUAGUGGAUGGCGCUCAAGUCUCGCGUUCAGUGACGAUCUCUACCGCGUCGACGACGACGAUAGCGACGAGGACUGGUGCGAGUUUUGGGGGAGAAAUUUUUCGCGCGAUCUGCGGUCUGAAGGCGCUGCGCGCGCGAGUGUGUGAUAAGGCGCGCGUGAAUGAUACGCGCGCAACAGCGACGACGACGACGACGAGAGUGAGAGUUGCCCAGCAACACACCAGUUAGGGUCCGUGACUUGGACAGGGCAGUGAAAGGGGGUCCGACGGGACACAUUUCGGGAGUGUUGCGAAACCGGCGAGGUUGCUUUGUAUGUAGCCUCGAGGGGUGAACGAAGAGCAUGUACGUCGCAGCAAUUCCCGCACGUUGAUUGGAUUUUCGACGGUUGUUUUUGUUUCUUGGGACCCGGAGCCGGGUGAUUUUGGCGCGGCGGACCUCGGUAACUACCAGGCCUGGGCGUUGCGAUUUGUUAAUGGUGUUUUGGCUUGGAGGAGUGUGCGAUUUCGUACAAUAGCUUAUUGGCUGUAAACAAGAAGUGAAAUAAUAGAGGCGAAAAUCAGCGAGCGGUGAAAAAUUUCGCUUUUCAGAUUCGGUUGGGUGAAGAUCGAAUAUUCUGAAAUUUGGUGUUACCUAUGUGCUUGUGCUAUUAGCCACUGCUGGUGAAGUGUGGAGUGUUAGAGGCUCGUGUGAAGAGAGCAGGAGAGACGCAGCUGGAAGAAAAUAGCCGACCUGUAGUGUGGAAGAUUGAGCCUGAAAUCGAAAGGGGAACCUACUCUAGUGUGACGUGAGAAGAAACGAAGAAGGCCAGCGAUGAUGAUUUGUGGCAUGUCGAGUGCUUUGUGGUCACUGAGUGGAAAAUAAGCGACAGGAAGUGAGAGAUUAAAGUUUUAUUGUGUUUUGGUUAGAUUUUGUUUUUUCGGGGAACCUUGUGCCACUGCAGUGACAUUAGACACGAGGACACACACAAUGGAGGCGAAAACAGAAAUUCGUUCGAAACCAAUUUUGAGUCCGACACGCUCGUUGGACGAGGGUUUCGAGAGUGAUCCGGAUCGCAUAUCAACCGACUCGGAGCUGGCAACUGCUCAAACGGCUCCAGCGUUUGACGUCUUACAAACAACGGACAGAGAUGGAGUUCAACAUACGCAAAUCGCCCGGCGAAACCAAGACAGUCCACUGGCCAAAGACAGUGGCCCGGAGAGUAUCAUCUGUUUGGAUGGGGAAAUUGAAAAUGAACUGCGAAGCAAGCUGGAGAAAACGACCUUGGGUAGGCCACCGACAGGUCUUCCCAAGCAGCCAUCUGUUUCGCAUCAAUCUCAGCAGAUCCGUUACCGCAGAAUCAAAACUCGCGCACCUCCACCACCAUUGGGAAGCUACCAUUACCAGAAGCGAUCUCAAUCCGUGGAUUCUAUGAACCGAGCCAACAAGCACAAUCUGUACAGCUUAGAACCACCAGGCGUAACCAGUGGACAUCUCGAUUUGAUCAACAGCCAUGGUGACGUUCUAGCUGGACGCUUCGUACGCGUCUCCGUAGACCCACGCCACCAACAGCACCAAUCCCUCCAGUCCCAUCACCAACCCUUUAACCACCCUUACCGCCUGUCCUCGCUAUCAACCAACAACAUUUACAAGUACUGUCACGCAUCAACGCCAAUGACCUCCCAUCAGCAUCUCCAUUCCCAUCCAAUCCAUCAUCACCACCAAGGGAUGAUGGUUGGCGCCAGUCCCAGCAGCUCAUCCAGCAGCUCGCGCAGCAAUUUGUACUCGCUACCGCCGCAUCAGUACCACCACGUAGGAUUAUCGGCCCAAACGGGACCAACGAACCACCAGAACUCGGCGAACCCUCCGUCAGGAUCGGCGCCGUCGGCUCCAACGGCAGUGGCCAACAACGGCAGGAACUACAAACAUUUCAACCACGUUCCAGUAUGCUGGACCCAGUCGAUACCAAGGCAAACCAGAAGGUACAUCACCCCGACCGCCUUGCCCCAGGUGAUAGCACCGCCGAACAAGUCCACCGGCACCGGUGGCGGCAUCUCGCAGAAGCUCCGGGACCUGGCCACCUCGGCCGGUCUGCUGACGGCAAAACCCCGACCGCCGCUCAAGCCCGUCAUCAAGACGCGCGGUUCCAACAGCACCGAGUUCCCAAAGAAGGUGACAUUCAGCGCGUUCGCAACCGUGCAGGUUGUUUGACCCCACGGCUCGCCCAUGGCUAACGAGCGAGCGAGCGAGCGACCCCACAGGAGGACGACACAUAUCUGAUGAGAACAACCGACCUGAGCAGGAGGAGACCUGCUGAAUCCGCGCAAACAAACGCAACAAUCCGGUUAUCACCAAGCGAAUAUCAAUUAUUUCAUGCAAUUAUCGGAAACAAUUUGUUAUUCGCGCUCGCAGCAGCAGCAAUCGAACCCAGCCAGCAGCAGCAAAAUCGACUUUAUAGACGACGACUGUGCGGAAUGACAGCGUUAGAAGUAGAGAAAUAGCAAUUAGUUGUUUUUAUUGGAAGGAGGGAGAUUUGGUCUCUCCAGCAGUAGGGCCAACUCGGCUAGCAAGGAAAAAAAACCAAACGGAUCACAAUUAGAAUGUUUGGUGGAACGGUUUUUGCGACCAUCGGAAAGUUAGUGGGUAUGCGCGAAAUAGUAAAAUCAAAAGAGCUCAAUUAAGGAAGAAGUCUAGUCUAGUCUAGUCUAGUCUAGUCU